Molecule: messenger RNA, 231 nt
Organism: Peronospora farinosa
Lineage: Eukaryota; Oomycota; Peronosporomycetes; Peronosporales; Peronosporaceae
Source: the annotation of a GenBank genome assembly
AUGGAAAUUCCCGCCCCGCUAAUGAACGGAUCCAUGAUGUACCUGAUGCUAACGCUGCUAACUUGUUUCACUGGAAUUGGCAUGGGAGUCACUGGCAAAAUGAGUCGCGAGAACUCGUCGAUCUUCGUGUUGUUGGCAUUUAUGACUGGCUUUUGUCUGUGGAUGUUUUGGGCUUGCUGUUGGCUGCAUCAGUGGCACAUCCUGGUCGUCCCUACUUAUGGUGCAGAAUAG